GGGAAAGGGGCGGGGGGAGGCGGCGGCUCGUCGCCCGUUGGAUUGGACCUCGCUGCUGCUGCCGCUGUGCCGUGCGAGCCCCGAAGGGCAGAGGAGCAGCCAGCGAGCAUGGAGCGGAGGAGUCCAGCUGCCGCGGGGAAGCUGCACGCCAGCAGCCGGGCGGCGGGCGACGGGCACUGCGCCCUGGGCGGCGGCGGCGUUGGGAGCCAGGCGGCGGGCGCUGCGGAGCCGGACGAGCUCAUCCGGCGGGCGCUGGACUUCAAGAGCCAAGGGGCGCAGUGCUACAAGGAGAAGAAAUGCCGCGAGGCCAUCGGCAAGUACCACCGGGCGCUGCUGGAGCUGAAGGGGCUGCUGCUGCUGCUGGCCCAGGAGGAGCGCCGCGACGAAGCCGCCUCCGCAGCCUCCUCGGCCAGCCCCGCGGCCGGACUCAGCGACGAGCAGAGGCGCCUGCUGGAGAGCAUCGAGGUCGACUGCUACAACAGCCUGGCAGCCUGUCUAUUGCAAGCUGAGCUGGUGAAUUAUGAGCGAGUCAAGGAAUACUGUCUGAAAGUACUGAAGAAAGAAGGAGAGAACUUCAAGGCACUCUAUCGGUCAGGUGUAGCAUUCUACCACCUCGGAGACUACAACAAAGCACUUUACUACUUGAAAGAAGCAAGGUCUCGACAACCAGCAGGUACUGGUAGUAGGAAAACGCCAUUCUGAGAUGGUAUUUCGUAACUCUCCUUAAAAAAAAAUAUUUCAUGCAGGAUAGACUCCCCUCUCCUUGUCUUCCUAUAUUUCUUUUUUAUCUCUUUACUCCUCAGAGUUCAUAUAAAAUGCAGAACUUGACAUUACACCCAACAUAGAACUGCCACC
Molecule: messenger RNA, 855 nt
Organism: Sphaerodactylus townsendi
Lineage: Eukaryota; Metazoa; Chordata; Lepidosauria; Squamata; Sphaerodactylidae
Gene: TTC9
Product: tetratricopeptide repeat domain 9
Exons: 2
Coding region: 109-702 (197 amino acids)
Molecular function (GO): protein binding
Source: RefSeq, a predicted model, not a curated record